CUUAAGGCUUUUUAAGGCCUGAAGCUCUUGUAGCCUCAGCAUAAUAAAAUAAAGGAAGAAUUAAAAAAAAGAAAAGAAGAAAAAACUGUGGAUUUUCUUUCUGAUUCUCCUAUGUUCUAAAGAUCAAUCUUACCUUUGAUUGAUACAAAUUUUGCUUCAAUCGGGUUUCAGGAAGUCAUAUAUUCUAGGCUGCAAUACUGAGAUUCAGAGAUAAAUGGCAUCAUUGGUAGCCAGUGGUAGCAGUCAAAUGGCUCCUUCAGUUUCUGUCCAAGAAAAAGGGAGUAGGAAUAAGAGAAAAUUCAGGGCUGAUCCACCUUUAGGCGAGCCAAAUAAGAUUAUUCCUUCCCCUCAGCAUGAAAGCCUCAGCAAUGAAUUUUCUGCUGAAAAGUUCGAAAUAACCACAGGUCAUGGACAAGCUAGUGCUUCUGACAUGUGCAGUGUAAGCCAAGAUCAUUCUGAUGGGUUGAAGCUUGACCUUGGAUUGUCUAGUCCUUUACCUUCAUCUGACGUCAGGCUUAGCCAACCUAAGGAGGAACUUGAGGUUGAUGAAUUCCAUGAUGCUGAUUGGAGUGAUCUCACUGAAGCCCAAUUGGAAGAACUUGUUCUGAGCAAUUUGGACACCAUUUUCAAGAGUGCAGUAAAAAAAAUUGUUGCAUGUGGCUACAUUGAAGACGUUGCUACAAAGGCCAUCUUAAGGUCUGGCAUUUGUUAUGGAUGUAAAGAUGCUGUGUCUAAUGUAGUUGACAAGGGUUUAGCAUUUCUUAGAAAUGGCCAAGAGAUUGAUCCUUCACGAGAGCACUAUUUUGAAGAUUUAGUGCAGCUAGAGAAGUAUAUUUUGGCUGAAUUGGUCUGUGUUCUUCGAGAGGUUAGGCCAUUGUUCAGUACCGGGGAUGCAAUGUGGCGUUUGCUGAUUUGUGACAUGAAUGUGUCACUUGCUUGUGCAAUGGAUGAUGACCCUUCAAGCAGUUUAGGUAGUGAUGGCAUUGAUGAUGGUUGUUCUUCUGUUCAGACUGAACCACAGUUAAAGUUAGAAACAAAAGGUCCUGAAUUAAGUCCUUGUAAAUCAAUCUCCUCAGGUUCUCAACCCGAGAAAUCCUCUGUGGCAGGAAAUACUGGUUUGGACAAGUCAAAGAAAUCUCAAAUUCUUGUUGGACCAUCGGGGAAAGAGGCUGCUAAUUCUGGAUGUGAAUUUAUUGAUAAAUCUUCUAGUACUUCUGGGACAUCUCAAUCUCCUUUGGUGGAAGAAAAGUGUGGGAGCGUCAGAAAGGUCCAUUCCAGUAGCAAUAAGAGAGACUACAUUCUUCGACAGAAGUCAUUCCACAUGGAAAAAAGUUAUCGGACAUAUGGACCUAAAGGGUCUUCAAGAGGAGGAAGACUGAAUGGCUUGAAUGGAUUAAUCUUGGAUAAAAAACUUAAAUCUGUAUCUGAGUCUACUACCAUAAACUUAAAGAGUGCAUCGCUAAACAUAAGUAAGGCAGUGGGAGUUGAUGUGACACAAGACAAUUUAAAUGCUGAUUUUUCAUCUAAUGAUGGACCAUCAACCCCCACUGCAUUUAGUCUGGAUUCUACUGUUACUGUUUCUCAGUCAACCAAUACUUUAUCUUCAGUGCAUGAAGCAAAUGCUAUACCUGCAGUUGGUAGCCCAAAUGUAUUAUCAGCUACAGAUACUGAUCUUUCUCUUUCUUUGUCUUCAAAUAGUAAGUCUCCUACAACAACUGUCCGCUGCAAUAAUGAGGCACCUAAUAGUAGUUGUAUGGGGAUACCUCAUGACAGGUCCCUGGGGAAGUGGAUACCCCAAGAUAGAAAGGAUGAGAUGAUUUUGAAGCUAGUUCCAAGGGUUCGGGAGCUGCAAAAUCAGCUUCAAGAAUGGACAGAGUGGGCAAAUCAGAAGGUUAUGCAGGCUGCUCGUCGGCUGAGUAAGGAUAGGGCCGAGCUUAAGACACUGAGACAAGAGAAAGAUGAAGUUGAACGUCUUAAAAAAGAAAAACAAUCUCUAGAGGAAAACACUAUGAAGAAGAUUUCUGAGAUGGAAAAUGCCUUGUCUAAAGCGAGUGCACAGGUAGAAAGAACCAAUGCUGAUGUCCGGAAACUUGAGGUGGAAAAUGCUGCACUGAGGAAAGAGAUGGAGGUUGCUAAGUUACAAGCGGCUGAGUCAGCCACAAGCUGUCAAGAGGUCUCAAGGAGGGAAAAGAAGACCCAAAUGAAGUUUCAAUCAUGGGAGAAGCAGAAAUCCUUGUUUCAGGAAGAGCUAAUGAAUGAAAAACACAAAUUAGCUCAGUUGCAGCAAGAAUUAGAGCAAGCUAAAGUGCAACAGCAGCAAGUCGAGGCUAGGUGGCAGCAAGCAGCAAAGGCAAAAGAAGAACUCCUCCUGCAGGCCAGUUCUAUAAGAAAAGAAAGGGAACAAAUUGAGGAGUCAGCAAAAUCAAAGGAGGAUAUGAUCAAACUGAAAGCAGAGGAAAAUCUACACAGGUACAGAGAUGACAUCCAGAAACUUGAAAAAGAAAUUGCACAACUGAGACAGAAGACCGACUCUUCUAAAAUUGCUGCACUGAGAAGGGGAAUUGAUGGAAACUAUGUCAGCAGCUUUAUGGACGUGAAAAGCAUGGCUCUGAAAGAAUCGCGGGCCGCUUUUAUCUCAGAAAUGGUUUCAAAUUUAAAUGACUACUCUUUGAUAGGGGGUGUAAAGCGGGAAAGAGAAUGUGUCAUGUGCCUUUCUGAGGAGAUGUCUGUUGUAUUCCUCCCAUGUGCUCAUCAGGUUGUUUGCACAACAUGCAAUGAUCUCCACGAGAAACAAGGUAUGCAAGACUGUCCUUCUUGCAGGAGCCCCAUCCAGAGGCGUAUUUCUGUCCGAUUUGCCCGUACAUAAUUUAUUUACUUGAAUGAAAUGAGUGUUUUGAAUAAUGUCUGUUGGAACACUCUUGCAAAGAAUAAUGCAUUCAGAAUCAUGCAUCUCGAGUUUAAAGAUACAUUAAGUUGCUUUCAAUGCCAAGGUUGAUUUUUAUGUUACAGCC
This is a messenger RNA of Glycine soja, 3011 nucleotides long. Its product is annotated as putative E3 ubiquitin-protein ligase RF298. NCBI's taxonomy places the organism in Eukaryota, Viridiplantae, Streptophyta, Magnoliopsida, Fabales, Fabaceae. The coding region runs from base 215 to 2866 and encodes 883 amino acids. The transcript has 4 exons. The record is from RefSeq and is a predicted model, not a curated record.